Molecule: messenger RNA, 4623 nt
Organism: Thecamonas trahens ATCC 50062
Lineage: Eukaryota; Apusomonadida; Apusomonadidae
Exons: 4
Coding region: 49-4623 (1524 amino acids)
Molecular function (GO): protein binding
Source: RefSeq, a predicted model, not a curated record
CCUCAACCUGCACCGUCCCGUUUCUCUGGGUGCUGCACGAGGCUGGGCAUGAUGAACAACGGACGCCAGUCUCGCUCCAAGUGGGCCGUGUACCUCGCGGUCCCACUGCUGGUGGCUACGGUUGUGGCGAUGGUGGCGCUCUCGCACACCCGCUCAUCGCUUCGUGUGGAGCCGGCAUCGGCAGACGAGGCCAAGACACAGACUGCUGCGCCCGUCUCGCUCUCCCACGCCACCGCCGAGCUGCGCAGCUGGAUGGAGGCGCAUGCUCGUGGCGAGGCGUCGGAGGCCGACGGCGUGGCGCUCGCGGCGCAGCGCGCGGCUCUGCUUGCCGAUGCGGCGCUGUCGGACCCGGCGGCUGUCGCCAGCCAUGCUCUGUACCCGGCCGCGCUGGCAGGCCUUCCGCCUGCCGUUGCGGCCCAUGCCGAGACGUGGGUGACCGGCGAGGCCACCAUCGAGAUGCUUUGCCCUUUCCCCAAGCCGGUCGACCUCACCGCGGAAAAGGCGACCUACGUGCAGGAAGUCGCUGCUGACCCGACAAACUUGCGGUCGUUUGACCGGCUCGACGAGCGUGCCCAGGCCCAGUUUGAGGCUCGCGAGUCGAAGCGGCUGGUCAAACUUGGCGCGCGAAAGACUGCGGCGCGCGCCGUCGCCACCAGCGACGACCACGAUCAUGACCACGACCACGACCACGACCACGAUGACCACGAUCACGAGUACGACUACGUUGUGGUGUACAAGACUGGAACACAUGCGACCACCAAGUUCCAGGCCUCGGUCUAUGGCGUGCGCGACCAGCGGGCGGCGCGCGAGGCGGUUCCUGUCACGGGCGUGCUCGUCGGCUCGCGGCUGGCGGUGCUCGAGUCGCCGAUGGUGACGAUGUCUGCGGCUGACGGCCAAGUGCUACUGGAAAGCCACGGGCGAGCGCUCGAGGCGGCGACGCCUGCCGCAGCGGCGGGCAGCGCGAGCCACGUCGGCGUGCACGGCUCGCGGCUGGUCCACUUUGCCAACGAGGCCGAGGCUGUGGCUGCGGCCGAGUCUGCGCAUGCGGCCAACGAGGCCGAGUUUGAGGCCAAGUUUACCUCGUACACGCCGACGGGCGACAUCCGGACCAUCGUCUUUCUGGUGCAGUUCUCGGACGAGGCUGCACCGGCGACGACCGAGACCAACUACGCGCAGACCAUGACAACGGUCAACACGUACUGGAACAUCAACUCGUAUGGACUCUCGCAGUACACGCCGAUCGAGUACGAGAUCAUCACGCUCUCCAACUCGAAGAGCUCGUACUCGUCGGGAGGCUCGACGUGCCCGAUCGACUUUGGCAAGUCGUCGCUCCUCGACGACGAUGUGUGGGCGGCUUCGAGCAACCUCGAAGGCGACUACCAGCGGUACCUCAUUCUCUUCACUGAGUUUACUGCUUGUCCGUGGGCCGGCCUCGGCUCGAUCGCUGCGUCAGGCACGUGGAUCAACGGCCUGUUUGACGCCACGGCGCACUGGCACAUUGCCGCGCACGAGCUUGGCCACAACUAUGCGUUCCGGCACGCCAACGCGUGGUACGGCGGCGGCACGUCGCCGGUCGGCUCGAGCGGACAGACGCUGCCGUACGGCGACGACUUUGACAUUAUGGGUGCCGUCACCAUCGACACUGACCGCUCCUCGUUCCAUGUGAAUACUCACAAGAAGCAUGGUGUCGGAUGGAUCUCCGACUCGGACCGCCAGACGGCCUCGGCCUCGGGUCAGUACCGCAUUUUCUCGCACGACGCCAUCGACUCGAACUCAGGCGUCCGCGCUGUCCGCAUCCGUCGCGGCUCGGGCUCGUCGACCUGGUACUGGCUCGAGUACCGCCAGAACAUUGCCUACGCACCGGCGACGCCGUACUUUUCCAACGGCAUCAACGUCCACUGGGCGUACGAGCUCUCGUCGUUUGAGACCGAGACCGACCUCCUUGAUCUCACCCCGGCGUUCAUGACCGAGAACCUGUACGACGACCUGCUCGUCAACUCGCCGCUGCAGAUCGGGCGGACGUUCUCGGACCCGGACGAGCAGAUCCACUUUACGCCCAUCGGCACGUCGUCGCUCGGCGGGCGCGGCUACAUUGACGUCUUUGUCAGCUUUGAGGCCGCCAACUCGGCGCCAGUCAUCAACUCGGUAACCGCGUCGUGCACCCAGCCCGAGGUCGAGGAGGCCGUCCUGCUGGUGGUCGACGUGACCGACCCUGACGGUGACUUGCUCGCUUACUCGUGGGACUUUGGCGACGGCUCGCUCUCGUCGGUCAACUCGAUUGCGGUCUCGCACGGGUGGGCCACGGCCGGCGCCAAGGAGGUUACCGUCACUGUCUCGGACAUGCGCGGCUCGGUGACAACCGCCUCGGUCUCGCCUCAAGUUGUCGUUGCCGCCACCGGCCAGGGCGUCUGCCCCCCGUGUCCCAACGCGUGCAACGGGCACGGAAUCUGCUCCGGCGGAGUCUGCGCCUGCUCGCCGGGCUACACCGGUGCCGACUGCUCGCAGGCCAUCGGAGUCACACAGCUGGUUCCCAACUUUGGGCCCAUCGGCGGCGGCAACGUCGUCACCGUCCACGGCUUUGGCUUUAACGGCACCUCGUUUAUCUGCAACUUUAAGGGCAUCGGCCUGCGGCCGGCGAACCGAGUCGACGAGACAACGGUGACCUGCACGGCGCCACCGGCGCUGUCCAAGUCGACUGUCGAGCUCGAGGUCUCGCCCAACUCGGGCUUGCACUACACUGGCUCGCGGAUCGGCUACACCUUUGGCGGCGGCUCGUGCCCGAACAACUGCACCCAGCAAGGCUCGUGCGACAUCGGCCCGGGCGUGUGUACCUGCUACGCCGGCUUCACCGGCCUUGACUGCUCGACGGCCAUCUCGGCGAGCACGCUUGUGCCGGCUGACCAGGGCCCCAAGUCGGGCGGCCUGCCGGUGACGGUCACCGUCUCGCCGGCGUCGGGCGUUUUUGACGCCACCGGCGCCACGCCCAUGUGCCGCUUCGGCCUGACCAAGCCUGUUCCGGCCACCAUGGUCGGCCCACAGCUGACGUGCACCACCCCGCCAUAUGGCGCCGGCGGCGUCACCGUCCCGCUCCAGGUCUCGCCCAACGGAGUCGACUUUACCAACUCGAGCCUCACCUUUACCUACCGCACCGCGGUGGAUCUGGUGGAGAACGUGGCGUCGACGCCCAAGUCGAUUGUCUCGGGUGAGUACGCCUUUUACCGCUACUGGCUCGGCGAUGUCACCGGGCUCACGGUCGAUGUGACUCUUGCGGCGUCGACCGGCGCGCCGGAACUCUUUGCCCGCUCUAACAUCGUGCCCAUCAAGGGCGUUGUCGGCUCAUUCUCCCUCGCGGCGCCCGGUACGCUCACCCUCGGCGCAACCGACCUCACGGCCGGCUUCCUCUACAUCUCCGUCCUCACCACCGGCGCAGCGUCGGACUUUACGGUCACACUCGCCAUCACUGGAACCCACACAGUGGCGGUCAACGCCGGCAACCCGUUGCGCGCGCUCGCAUCGGCCGGAACGAUCAACUACUACGCGGUGAGCCACGACGGGACGACGAACGCGGUGGUGGUCACCGCCGACGUCAUCGGAACCGGCACCCCGCCGACCCUGUACCUCUCCGGCACCGAGACGGCGCCGACUGCCACGACGGCGUCGUCGUCGGGCACCACCGUGGUCAUCCAGGCUUGUGAGCCUGCAGGCCCGGACCGAGGCGCCCCCGUCCCGGGCACGCUCCCCGGCGAGCUGCCGGGCAAGAUCAUCUCUGCGCUCCGCGAAGAGUCGUCGGUCAAUGUCACCUUUGCGCUCGCGGGCUCUGCCAAUGACUACGACUUUGACCUCCGGUACGAUGUGUUCUUCCGGCGCAACCAGGCCGAUGUGGCGUUUGAGACGCCGUGCGACGUCAAGGUGAGCGGGACGGUGUUCCGGCAGAACCUGGCCUAUGGUGCGUUCUCGGACCCGCUGCUCCAGGUCUACCCGCUCGACGCGUCCACCAACUAUCAGGUCGCCGUCAUCGUCAAGUCGACGACGGGCGUCGAGGCCAUGUACCUCCCUGCGCUGCAGAAGACCAAGCCGCCGCCGAUCCCCAAAGCCCUGCUCUACGGACUCAUGGCCGGUUCGGUCGGCAUGGCCCUCAUCGGCGGCUGCGUCGUCGGCUUCUUCAAGCUCCGCAAGCGCAAGCGCAAGAAGCGUAAGCACCGCAGCCACGCCCGCCGUCGGCGCAAGACCCGCCGCGGCCGCUCACACGCAGGCGGUGCCGCUCCGGGCCGCGGCCCCCGCCACGCUGAGGCCCGCCAGGACCGCUCCAAGCCGGCCCGCCGCACGGCCGCCUCGGGCGGCGGCUCUCGGGCCACCGGCGGCGUCGCAGGCCCGCCACCCGGCACGGCCGGCGCACGCUCAGGCGCACGCUCCGGCCGCACCCGGCCCACCACCGCGCCGUCGCGCCAGCGCCAGCGCGCCAUCGCCCGCGGCGACUUUGUGCCGCAGUACGAGAACGAGCUUGGCUUCCGCAAGGGCCAGAAGCUCUACAUCCUGCAGAGGAUGGAUGCCGGCUGGUACAAGGCUGAGCUCGGCGGCAAGGUUGGCCUUGUCCCGGCCUCGUACGUCAAGCUUGUGCAGUAG